GGAAAAACAAUCGUGAGUUUUGUUUUGCCGUGGCGCCGUGCAAAAAUCGAGUGUUCUGCCGUGUUCUCGUGACUAGAUGCUCGUGGAGUGUGCCCUUUAAAUCACGCUGGUCGCUUCCUCGCCAACUGCUUUACCCCCAUUCGCUGGGUGAGGCCAACCGGGUCGAAAAAUCGUGAUCGCGCCUUGUGCUUUCUUUCUGCGUAGCAAAAGGUCACCAGAAAGGUUUUGCGUAUCGCGGUCCUUCCUCACUCGCGAAUAGUGCGCGGAUCACGACGAAUCCACCCUAAUCCAGCGGAAUCCGCCAAAAGUGCCACCCUUCUGCCUACCUCGGAGCAGCAGUACCAGCACCCAGAGCAACCAGAGCAACCAGAGCUACUACAAAGAUAGUUUGCCACAUCACUACAGCAGCAGCGCCAGCUCCGCCACCUCUUCCAGCGCCGCCGUGUUGGUCGUGGUGCUCAACUUUCCAAACCGUUGGGGUCAAAUGUGCAGCAGCAGGCAAAAUGAGUUGCGAAAUCCUACAGCAAGACAUCCAAGCGUUAUUGGAAUACUUCGCGAAAAACAUGUACCGCGCGAAAGAUUGUGAAAAUGGCAAUGACGUUAUGCACCGGUGUAACGUACUACUUCAGCAGGAUUACAGCGUGAUUGAAAUCAGUAACAGCACCGGCGAACUAUCUUCUCACUACCCCAGCAAUUUACUCAUACCGGAGUACGAGGUCAAACCCUUCAACUCUGGCAGCAACAACGCUACCAACAACUCUACAACCUACAAUACUCAGGCAUCAUCGGCCAACAAUGGAUUCGCUGCUAGUGACUUCCUGUCCCGGCCCAACACUCUGGCAACCGAACAACGAUGGCAACCUGCGACACAACAGCAACAACUACUACAGCAGCAACAGCAGCAGCAGCAGCAAACCAUCUAUGAAAACACGUACGAUGGAAACAAGCUGCGUGAUCUGAUCAACAAGGCUCGUUUCGCACGCUGUCGUGCUCGCUUUCCACUGCCCGUCAUACUCUACAAGGGAAAGUACAUCUGCCGUUCGGCCACCCUAUCGGGUGGGCCUGAGAUUUACGGUCGCUCAGGGCUGGAUUACCUCUUCUAUAGCCUAGACUCAACCGCUACCUCGCCAACACUAGAUGAGGAAGCUUACGAGGCGCGUGAAACUUCGCUUCCGGAAGACUCAUUAGAAACAGUGGAACCGAUCACCAACAGUGACUGGCAACUGUUCGAUCGUGUGCGCAGCCAGGACAUCAAGUUGUUGAAGACGCUCAACGUGGGCACUAUAGUUGAUUUUAUGGUGGAAAAGAAGAAAGUAAAGUUUGGCAUGAACGUCACGUCCUCCGAGAAGGUAGACAAGGAGAAGCGAUACAACGAUUUCCGAAUCGUUUCGUUACCGUAUCCGGGGUGUGAGUUCUUUCGCGAAUACCGUGACAACAACUACUCGGGCGAGGGAUUAAUUUUCGACUGGUCCCAGGCGCAUGUCGAUGCGAACAUCGGUGUACCUGACGAUGCCACCACGGCACUGCUGAACAUCGACUGGGACAACUACAAAGACUGGGAUUUGGUGAAGAUCACCCAGAACUAUCUGCGGUUGCUGCUCAAGUACCUACAGGAAAGCAGCUCGGGCCUGUUGAUACACUGCAUCAGCGGAUGGGAUCGGACACCCCUGUUUGUGUCGCUUCUACGACUGUCGCUGUGGGCGGACGGUGCCAUCCAUCAGUCGCUAAGCGCUGCCCAGAUCCUUUACUUUACGAUUGCCUACGAUUGGCUGCUGUUCGGACACAAUCUGCCCGAUCGGUUGAACAAGGGUGAAGUGAUAUUCUUCUUCUGUUUCUAUGUGCUCAAGUACAUCGCCGAGGAUGAGUACAGCAUUAUGGGACAACGCUACAAAAGCAAAAACAGCAGUGGGAGUAGCAGCAUUGGGGUCAUUCGGACCGAUAGUGAAAGCAUGCUCGAUGGCAUUCUACUAGAUGGUGAGAGCCGAGGUUCGAGCAUUUCACUUAAUUCCACCUGCAGCUGCUUAAGCGGGCGCAGCUCGUCGCAACACGAUCCACAGACGUGCAUCAGUGCAGGAGCAGGUGGAGGAUCUACCGGUGGCAUCAACGUUAUGAUCGGGCCAAGCGGCACCAGUGGCAGUGGGAUCCAUAGCAUCGAUUGUCCAUACAACACGAGCAGUGCAAGACCAAUCCUUGGUGGGGGCCACCACAAUGUGAAUCAUGACGACAGUCUGAAUGCAACCAAUGGCAAUGGCUGGUUAGCGCAUAGUCACGAUAGUAAUAGCAGUAUUGGAUGCAUAUCGAACGAUAGUACCUCUAAUCUCAGUAACCAUUGCGCUUGGUCACCGCAACAGAAAAGAACUAGUCCCGUAUCAGUGCCGGUAGCGAGCAGAAUGCGCCAGCGUCAGGAAUCGACAUCCUCCCUAUCGGUUGGCAGUUGGCAGAUGAUUUCGGGAACCGGAAGUCUUCGUAGUACGGGUUCGGCGACAGAACUACACAAUGCUGCAGCCGCUGCUGCUGCCGCCACUCACCACCAUAAUCAUCAUCAUCAUCACAACAACCAGCAGCAUCAUAUAUAUAGCAAUUUGUACAGUAAUCCUUUGCUCGGUGGUACGGCAACUGAACACUCUAACCUCAACGCUACGACACCGAAUGCCAACCAACCGCAGCACCAGUCUCACAAUACCGCGACACCUCACGGGCUUAAUCAUACGCAUCAUCAUCAACAGCAGCAGCUGCACAACCAUCAGUCACAGGACUCGAGCUGCUGCACAAUCAUCGAUGAUGAAUGUUUUAGCUCUUCGUACAGCCAUGACUUCUACGCAAUGCGCCGCGAGCGAUUGAAUCAGGUGCGCACGCUUUUCUACAACUGCUACUACUCGACCAUUGCAUUCAAAUUCAAAACCGUCCCGGAUUCGGCGCUUGGAAGUUUACUCGGCAAUUUUGCGGAAAAGGUGGGAUUGGCCCACCGGACAUCGGUUUGAAAAUACGCGCAUAACGGACCCAAAAAUAAUUGUUGCAACAUACGGGAGAGAGUGAAGUGCAGGAGUCGAUGAUAGUCUUCCGCAUCUGCCUAGGUGCAGAUCGUUUAGAAUUGAUCGAGGGGUUACUUUGUUUUUUUUAAUACUUGUAACAUUUUGUUAGCCUUCUACUUUUUGUUUCAAUUCGAAGCUAUUGUAAUCAGCAUCCAUUCAGCAAAGCGUGCGCAACUCAGGGUGAACUGUGUUUUGCGCACCACGUGUUCUGGAAGCCAAACGGGCAACGAGAGCCAGAGAAAAGAGGUGAUUGUUUUGUUCUAAUAAACGUGCAACAUGUGCGAUCGAUAAACGA
This is a messenger RNA of Anopheles darlingi, 3327 nucleotides long. It is a transcript of the gene EDTP, whose product is annotated as myotubularin-related protein 14. The record is from RefSeq and is a predicted model, not a curated record. Gene Ontology annotation, biological process: dephosphorylation. Gene Ontology annotation, molecular function: phosphatidylinositol-3-phosphate phosphatase activity. Bases 504 to 2981 code for a protein of 825 amino acids. Lineage: Eukaryota; Metazoa; Arthropoda; Insecta; Diptera; Culicidae. The transcript is spliced from 7 exons.